UGGCUGUCUUUCCGCUAGGCUCCGAGCAUCACCUAACAAGCCCAGCGAACAAAGAAUGGGAAAUAAAGCUAUCCUUAGCCGGUCAGUGAAUGAAUUGUAAUCUGUCUCUGUGGAGUAAAGGUUGUGCCGGUCAAUGGUCGUUUCAAAUGAUGGACAUUAAACAGAUUGUCAAAUCCUGUGGAGUCGUUAGGAAAGAGUUUGGAGUUUUUUUCACAACGUCACAGUAUUAACUGCAGAGAAAAGGACAGAGAAGACCCUGCUCAUGCACAUAGUUCUGAAACUUGCAGGUCCUAGAAGCCAGCUCCAAAGCUAGCUGGACAUCCCUUUCAGCUCUCUGAGCAGAAGCAAAGUAAGACAUUGUGAGCUGGCCAGCUCUGCACAAAAUUGAAAGGGACCGCAUUUGUAGCACAGAGGGGUCUUUUUUAGCUCUGCAUAUAAUUAGUCCAAACACAAAGGAAGCAGCUGAAUGGAGGUUGUCACUCUCUGGAAAAGGGUGGGUAAGACACUUUUUAAUUAAAUUCUUUCAUGAAGAAAGAUUUUUUUUUCUUUUCUUUUCAGCAGCCUCUAACAUGAGCAAAAUCACUAUCUUUUUACCUUGUCAUUUCUGUGAACUUUAAAUGCUGCACAGCUUCUGCAUGCUGUAAAGGUGAAUCGUGUGGGUGUGCUUUCUGUCUCUCUCUCUCUCUCUCGCUCGCUCGCUCGCUCGCUCUUCUUUGGGGGGGGGGGUGUCUUUUUUUAUUUUUUUGAAUUUUUUUUCCCGAAUAAAAUAUGAUGUAGAAUUUGACAAACAAUUCAAUGGACAUUCUCAAGCCGACCUGGGAAGAUUCUCGCUAAUGGAUUUCCUUCUUAUUGGUCUCUGUUUAAACUGGUUGCUGAAGAAGCCCCCGGGGUGGAUAUUGUGGACGCUGGGGGUCUGGUUUAAAAUGCUUCCAGCUGCGAAUACUGGCUGCCCCCAGCUCUGUCGGUGUGAGGGCAGGCUUUUGUACUGUGAGUCACUGAAUCUUACAGAGAUGCCUCAUAACCUGUCCGGCAUGAUGGGCUUGUCUCUGCGGUACAACGGCCUCUCGGAGCUGCGCGAUGGACAGUUCGCAGGGUUAAUGCAGCUCACGUGGCUCUAUCUGGAUCACAAUCACAUUUGCUCAGUGGAGAGGAAUGCCUUUCAAAAACUGCGGAGAGUUAAAGAACUCACUCUGAGUUCCAACAAAAUCACCCAACUGUUCAACGCCACGUUCCGCCCCAUGCCCAACUUGCGCAGUGUGGAUUUAUCGUAUAAUAACCUGCAGGCUUUGGAACCGGACCUGUUUCACGGGCUGAGGAAGCUAACGACUUUACACAUGCGGUCCAACGCUCUCAAGUUUGUGCCCGUGAGAAUCUUCCAGGACUGUCGCAGCCUGAAGUUUCUGGACAUAGGAUACAAUCAGUUGAAGAGCCUGGCUCGAAACUCUUUUGCCGGCUUGUUUAAGCUGACGGAGCUCCACCUGGAGCACAACGAUCUGGUGAAGGUGAAUUUAGCUCACUUUCCGCGCCUGAUUUCCCUGCACUCCCUCUCCCUGCGGAGGAAUAAAGUGACCAUUGUGGUCAACUCCCUGGACUGGGUAUGGCAGCUGGAAAAGAUGGAUCUCUCGGGUAACGAGAUCGAGUACAUCGAGCCGCACGUCUUCGAAACCGUACCUCACCUCGACUCCCUCCAGCUGGACUCCAAUCGGCUCACCUACAUUGACCCCAGAAUCCUAAACUCCUGGAAGUCCCUGUCGAGCAUCACCCUCUCGGGAAACGUCUGGGAUUGCGGCCGCAACGUGUGCGCCUUGGCCUCUUGGCUGAGCCACUUUAAAGGGCGCUACGACGGCAACUUGCUCUGCGCCAGCCCCGAGUAUGCCCAGGGCGAGGAUGUUUUAGACGCAGUGUACGCUUUCCACCUCUGCGAAGAUGCAGCGGACCCAACGAGUGUGAAUCUGCUCUCGGCGGUGACAAACCACAGUGAGAAAGCGUUCGGCUACAGUCCCGCCACCCCCGUCUAUGAUGUGCAGGAUAUCGAAGGGGACAGAACCACUGACGCUAUCCCCGUCACCCUGCCCGGGGAAAACUCCGAGAACGCGGUGCAGAUUCAUAAGGUGGUAACAGGGACUAUGGCACUGAUCUUUUCCUUUCUCAUAGUGGUGUUGGUGUUGUAUGUCUCUUGGAAGUGUUUCCCGGCCAGCCUAAGGCAACUUAGACAGUGCUUUGUAACGCAGCGUAGGAAGCAGAAGCAGAAACAGACCAUGCAUCAAAUGGCUACAAUGUCGGCUCAGGAGUAUUAUGUUGAUUACAAACCCAACCACAUUGAAGGAGCCCUGGUGAUCAUUAAUGAAUACGGAUCUUGUUCUUGUCACCAGCAGCCCGCGAGGGAAUGUGAGGUCUGAUUGUCAGUGUGGGAUCUAAAGCGGUGUGCAGCCAAAAAACAAUGGGCAGAUAGACAGUUGUGAUGGGAUCUCAUUGUGUUUUCUGAUGAUUUCUGAUGCACUCCUUGACUGAAAUUGUAAGAGGAUCUGUCUCAAAGACUUGAUAUUUUAGCUUUAUCGUGUCUUAACCCUUCAGGACAGUCAAUCUUAAAUUUCAUAUGAUAAACACAACACUCCUUUUGAAGAUCUGUCAAUAUUCAGGAAUCUGAAAGUGUAAAAAGGUACCGAUCAUCUAAUUUUUUUUUGUAAACUAAAAUGUUGAAAAUAAAAUAGCAUUUACAGUUUCUACA
This is a messenger RNA of Ornithorhynchus anatinus (platypus), 2728 nucleotides long. RefSeq names its product leucine rich repeat transmembrane neuronal 1 (gene LRRTM1). Gene Ontology annotation, molecular function: protein binding. The transcript has a single exon. Gene Ontology annotation, cellular component: extracellular matrix. Lineage: Eukaryota; Metazoa; Chordata; Mammalia; Monotremata; Ornithorhynchidae. The coding region runs from base 834 to 2399 and encodes 521 amino acids. The record is from RefSeq and is a predicted model, not a curated record.